Molecule: messenger RNA, 3448 nt
Organism: Halichondria panicea
Lineage: Eukaryota; Metazoa; Porifera; Demospongiae; Suberitida; Halichondriidae
Product: NACHT, LRR and PYD domains-containing protein 3-like
Exons: 8
Coding region: 1-3333 (1110 amino acids)
Molecular function (GO): protein binding
Source: RefSeq, a predicted model, not a curated record
AUGGAUAGAUUCAUUGUUAGCAUUCGCCGGAAGUACAAAGAAAGACUCUUAAAUCGUGACGAACAAUGGCCACCAGUUAGAGGAGACAGGCUUGUUAACUUGCAGUUAGUGGAGGCUGAAAAAGAAGAAGGAUUUAGAGCCGGCUUGCCACAACAUGGUGCACCUGAUGAUAAGGUUAAGCGUACUCCAAUUCUCCAUGGCGACCUGUUCAAAGUUGAAGAAGGCAAGAAACCAGUGAGAAAGCUCAUCGUUGAAGGUAAUGCUGGGAUUGGUAAAACCACACUGUGUACCAUGCUUGCUGAAGGGUGGGCAGAGGGAAAGAUCCUGACACAAUUCGAUUGUGUUUUGUUGCUUCCACUGAGAGAAAAUGAAGUAUCCUCUGCCACAAGUCUUGCGGAACUGUUCAAACUUCUCCACUCCAGUGAGAGGAUCCGAACAUCUGUUAUAGAAGAGUUGGAGGAUAGAGAGGGAGAAGGUGUCCUCAUCAUAGCUGAUGGCUGGGACGAACUCAGUAUAGAAAAUCGUUCGAAAGUGUCUUUUCUUUACAAACUUUUCUUUGGUGGUUUUCUUCCAUUCGCUUCUGUUCUCCUCACCUCACGACCUUCUGCUUCAGCUACUCUUCACGACCUUCCUUCUGUGAACCGUUUGAUUGAGGUAGUUGGUUUUAAUGAUGAGAAUAUCAAGCAAUACAUAGAAUCAGAGUUCGAGCAAUUCCCAGAGAAAGCUUCUUCUCUUAUCGAGCAGCUUGAGAACAACCCAGCCAUUCAGACCAUUGUUUGUAACUUGUGGCACACUUUAGACCAAGAGCUUCCUCGUACGCUAACUGAGCUGUACACUCAAAUUGUCCUUAGCAUUAUCCUUCGCAAUGUCAAAAAGAAAGUCCCUGAUUGUCCGAUUACUCUUACUAAAUUUGACGAAAUUCCAAAUGAUCUACAAGACACAUUUUGGUUGAUCUGUGAGUUUGCCUAUGAGUGCUUAUUACUAGAUCAGCUGGUUUUCUCAGAAGAUGAAUUGUCCUCUCGCUUACCCAACGUUGGUGACAAGUUGCAGUGCUUUGGUCUGUUGCAGUCUGCACGAUCACUUCUACCUGUUGGUCAUGGCUUGUCUUUUCACUUUGCUCACCUGACCAUCCAGGAGUUCUUGGCUGCCCUCCAUCUUGCUACUCUACCCAAUGAGGAUAAACGUAAGGUUGUUAAGGCUAAUGCUUACAGUGACCGGUUCGACAUGGUGUGGAGAUUUAUGUUUGGUCUUGCUAGUAAACACCAUGGUAGUCGUAGUGAUAAGGUGAUCAAUUUAGAUGAUGGUUUGAUGGAUCAAUUUAUGGUUGCUAAAAGUAGUUUAUUAAAUUUUGAUGAAGAUAUUUUAACUUUAUGUCAUGUGGCUUUCGAAGCUUUAGACCCUGGCUUCUCAACAAAAGUUUGUAAAAGGCAUUCGAAAAUUCUAUCAUACGGUUAUUUCAACACUUCCUUUGACUGUGUAGCUUGCUUCUAUGUUCUUCGUCAUGCAACAAAAUAUAAUGAUAUGGUUGUUAACAUAUCCUAUUGUCCAAUUGAUGAUAAAAUGUUGAAAGAACUAACCGACAUACUUUCGAAUGCGAAUGGUAAACUGCAAGUGAAUCAAUUAUACCUCGAAGAGACUAGGUUGUCUAACAAAGGUGUUGUUGAUCUAUUCAAGAGAGCUUCAGCUGCCUUCAUAGCUUUAAGUGGUCUCAUUUUGUCUAAGAACAACUUUACUGACAUCAUGUUGUCAUUCAUGCACACAUCUAGUACAAGCCUCUCACAACUGAACUUAUCCCACAACCCUCUUGGUGCGUCUGGCAUACAGUCAUUAGACACAGCUGUACAGUUUGGUGCUCUUAUCAACCUGAAGAGACUGACGCUAUCCAACACCCUCACUGACGAUGCUGAUGUCAAUGGAGCUCUGCUGACCACCCUCUUACAGUCCAUUGCCUCUCACUGUGCUCAACUGAAAUACUUAGAACUCUCUGAAAACAAUCUUGGUUUACCUGGAUUAUGUUCAGUUGUAGAGAACAUUCCGUUACGAUUGUAUCACAUUGGAUUAAGAGCUACCCAUUUCACCACUUCAUUUCACUCAGAGUCUCAAUACACAGUCACCUGUGACAUGCUGGAUCUCCACCCAAACAAUUUAACAGUGAUGCGCUUGGAUGGCUCCAAUUUCAGUGGAAUCGCUGGAAGUCUCUUACUGGCAAAGAUUCUUCAAGCAUUCCGAUCAUCACUGGAAGAUCUUUACUGCCAUGGCUGUUCUCUCACCUCUGCCGACAUCAUAAUGCUUAUCCACCAUCUCAAGUCCGCUAAUGUGAUAUAUAAAAAUCUAAAUUUGUUGGAUCUCAAGGACAACUCUAUUGAUGAUGAGGGAGUGAUAGUUCUCACUGAGUGUCUACCAGAGCUGUUCCCUAGUCUGGAGGAGUUUCAUGUUUAUAGGUACCUGCAGGGUGGCGUUCAUCUCCGUGGUAAUCCUGUGAGUGAGGAGUUGAUACUCAUGUGCAACGAACAGUUGAAGGCCAUACGGGAAUCAAGAAAUUCUGCAGUGCUGAACGAGUGGGACGGAAAAUGUUUACCUCCACAAAAUGAAGAGAUGAAGCGCACUUCUCUUUGGGAUAUCCUACUGUCGAAGAUGAUUGACAAGGCUGUAGCGAUCUCUUCAGCUGCUUCCAGUUUUACUGACCAACUAAUACCAACAGAUUUUAGUUAUGAGAUUGUUGAGGUUGUUGGUACAGUAACUCUGAGUGAUGUCACUGAUCCAGACACUCUCAUCAAUGAACAGAGCUUCUCUCAGGCAUCACCAGUAGAGCACCACCCCACAACUAGUGAUGAAGCUACUUGUACAACAGUCCCGCUCUCUACCCAUGGAAUACACCAACAUACAACAGCCUCUACUGUGAUAUCAUCUGAUGUCACUGAAGGAGAUACCUCACAAGAUGUCCUCACUUCAUAUCCACAUUCCAGUCACUCAGGAGCUGGUAGACCAAGGACUGUGACCAUUGAAGAAUUGAAGGAGUGUACAAAAGUGACCGACUCUCAACUUGACACUGAAAUUAAAAUGACUGACAUGAUUGUUCUGGCGACUCACUUUGACAAUAUAGAGACCUACCCUGUACAACUGGGACUGAAUCCUGCUGAACACCAAACUGUUAGAUCUUUAUCAUUUCAAUAUGAUAUUCAAACAGCAAUGGAUAAGGCCUUGAGACUGUGGAUACAGCAUAAUCCAGGGGCUGCUACUUACAGAGCUCUGGUGGCGAUUUUGUUGAGAAUGGGAAAAGAAGCACUGGCGUUUGAAAUUUGUCAGACAGCAACAAAGACUCCUCUCGUGUAGUACGUAAAAGAUAUCUAACUCAAAUAAAUAACCAUGCAAUUAUUUUAUUAUCACAUUACUUUUAAAUCACUAUAAAUACAUGUAUCUGAACAUAAUUAUCUAUACUCACAAAUUG